UAACAGAGGCAGGGGGAAAAAAGAAAGUGGCUGCAGCACGACUGCCACUGCAGGGCCGGCUAGGAAGACUGCGCUGCAGCACUGCCACUGGAGGCCCACUUCAGCAGAAUUGGGCAGUGGCUGGCUCAUCAUGGGAAGAACAGUGGAGAUUGCACUCCUAUCUCCACAGAGUUGACUCAAAGAGAGGAUGCCACCAGCAAGCGAUAACCACAGCAUUUUCAAGAAUGAGAUAUGGAAAACAUCAGCUUGGUAAAAAUCGAGCAAGAGGCCUCUUCUGUGGACACCAAUACCAGAAAUGCACACCAGUGUGUUGGUUAUCACUUAGUCAAUACCAGAAGCAGUCCAUUGUCCAACGCAAAUGCUGCCGCCGGCCUUUCAGGGAAAACAGGCCCUUCUGUAAUACCUUCUGAGGCUGGUCUGUUGACUUCCUUUAUGCAAGACACUCAAAACUGUGGAGACUUGGAAAUACUGAAGAACUGUGAAACCAGGUGGUUACGAUUGUUCAGACUGGUGGAGAAGCAAUGCCAAGAACAGAUGCUUGCCCAGCAAAAAGUGUUCCAUCAUCAAAUCCAUCGCAUACAGAAUGAAAUCAAACACUUGGUGAAAUUGCAAAGCCAGAAUGUGUGUUCAUGCACCAAUCAAAACACUCCGGUCAAACUUAGGAACAGUUUCUCCUCAUUAGAAAGUCAGAUGGGGUUGCAGUCCAAAACAUUUGAAGAAAAUGAGCUCCUUGCCAGCCAGCUCAAAUCUAGCAGCUCUGAGAGUCAGCCAGAAGCUUCGGCCGUACAUCAGGAGUGCCUUGCAAAUAGUGUCUCCACGAGCAGCGGGUAUGGCACCUGUUCUGCUGCAGAACUGAGCCCUAACAAAUACAAAGACGUUCAGAUGGGCAUGGAAAAUACAGAGGAGAUUACCAAAGGACAAGGCGGCGCAUCAGCAGCACGGGAAGAUUUAGUUACAACCACUAUUCCUAAUAGAGAGAGCACACAAACAACUAUAGAGCACUGUCCAUCAGUAAAGAAUGAUGAUACAGGUUUUCCUGCUGAAUUUGUGUCUAAUAUUAAUGAAGGUCAGUGUGGAAAAACAAACGGUAAACCGUUAACAUCAUGGGCUCAAAAAAUGAAACAAAAUCAGCUAAAAAGGACAAAUAUGGAAGAAGAUGAUGUGCAUUCUGUGCAAGGAAAAGAACAAAUGCAGACAAAAACGCUUGAAAAUAAUAAUCAUCUUGCUGCUGUUCCACCGUCUUAUACUUUUUACCUCAGUCAACCAGAUGGAAGCCAAAAUUCGUUAGUGUCUGAUACUUCAGGAUUUACUUACUGGAAACUAGAUGAGAAGGAGAUGUACCACAGUUUGCCUGAAAACUUCAGGAACGAAUUUUGUAUGUUGCCAACACAGGUGUCCUCUGAGCAGUCUUCUGCUGAUGAAAUGAAGCCAUCAUCCUUAAAGGAUAUUUAUCAUAAGAAACAAAUUGAAAGCAGACAGCUUGUAGACUGGAACUUCUCCCCACUGCAAUCAACUCAUCCCCCUGAGAUCCUGACCCUUGACCCCACACUGCAUAUGAAACCAGGCCAGCAGAACCCAGAACUUCCUUUGCACAGCGGCUAUGGGGUGGCAGAAAGACUCCCUUUAUCGCCAGACUCCAUGGCAGACCCUGCAUUUUUCAUGUCUUCAGACACUGAUUCCUUUUCUCACAUGAGCACAGUAACGUCACCUCAGUCUCUCGAGUCUCCAAAAUGCACUUCCAGUACAGGCGCUUUGGACCUUGAGGCCUGGAAUCGGUGCACUUUCCAGAACGAAAUCAGCAAGGCAGGAGUAAACGUGGAGGAUGAAGACAACUUGACUUUAACGCCGUCUUCAGCUGCACAGUCCCAAAUUCCGUCUGACAGCAGUUUGCCAGAAUUUAGUGUCUCUCUAACAUGUGCGGAAGAUCCUGUGAUGCUCUCUAGGAUUAGACAGAAUUUGAGGGAAAAACAUGCCCGACAUAUUGCUGAUCUACGAGCGUAUUAUGAUGCGGAAAUUCAAAGCUUAAAGCAGCAGCUGGAAAUAAGCCAUAAACCACCUUCUGAAGACUUGAAGAAAAUCAAUCAAAAUCUUGCUGACAGAUGCGACCAGCUAGCGGCAGCACUGAAUGAGUCUAACAAUCACAUGCAAGCCCUGGAAAGUAAAAAUAGUACCCUGGAAAUGGAAGUGGCAGAUUGGAGGGAACGCUUCUGUGCUGUCAGCAAUACAGCGAAGGCCUUGCAAGAACGUGUUGAAGAAAUGCGAACGAGCAGCAAAGAGAAAGAUAACACCAUCAGCCGUCUCAAGAGGAGACUUAAGGAUCUUGAAGAAGCCUUUGAAAAGGCCUACAAGCUGUCCGAUAAUAAAGACGCCAGGUUAAAAGAAGAGAACAAAAUGUUUCAAAACCUUUUAGGAGAAUAUGACUCCCUUGGGAAAGAACACGAAAGAGUAAAGGAUACUUUAAAUAUCACAGAAAACAAAUUGCUGGAUGCAAACACUCAGAUGUCUGAUCUGAAAAGAACAGUCUCAAAACUUGAAGCCCAAGUAAAGCAGUUGGAGCAUGAAAACGUGCUUAAGUUCCGCCACCUUGCAGACAGCCACUUCAGAACAUCUUAUACAAACAAAUUGACAGGCUCUGAUGUGAGCAGAAGGAAAUGGUUGAUACCAGGAUCAGAGUAUUCCAUCUUCACAGGGCAGCCCUUAGAAGAUCAAGACAAUCGGCUUGAAGAAACAGGCACAAAUUGCCGGCAUCACUCGCCUCCGGAGAAGGACUCAUCUUCAGAUCCUUCACUCAUCAAUGAAAUGGCAAAGAAAGAAGCCAGAGUCCCAGAAACGCCCAUCAUAAAAGCAUUUAAGGAACUUGAAGAAAGGAAAGCAUUGAAAAACUGGGGCACUCAGACAGGGAAGGAGGAGGAAGAGGAGGAGGCUGCUCCUACAAAACCAACCCCUCGGCGUCCAACUGUUGGCUUUGACGAAGUAGCUCUUAAUGCAAGCCAGUCUCCAGAGAAAGGCAGAGACCAGCUCAGAAGCAAGAGAUACAGCUCGCCAAGUGGCCAGAGGUCCUCUUCUCUGCCACCUUCAAACAGGAAAUCAAAUACUCCGACAAGGAGAGAAAUAAUGCUGACGCCGAUUGCAGUGACCUACAGCCCCAAACGCUCUCCGAAAGAGAACUUGUCUCCAGGGUUUAGCCACUUGCUCAGCAAAAAUGAGAACAUGAUGACGAGGUUUGAUGUUUUGCUUGACGAUUUGGAAAUGCCCACGCCUGCCUCACAGUACAACAACCCACGGAAACGGCUGCAGUUUCGCUCACUAGGAGAUCCGGAAGGAGGGACAGAAUUGCAGUCCACCAGCCCAGGCAAAGGCAGCCAUGUGAAUCCUUCCUCUUGUACAGACCCGUUGCAUACAGGAGCAAGGAAAGGGCGGAAGCCCCUUGUUUGGGAAGAAGAUCACUCUGCACAUGCCAGUGAGCCAUGCCUGUCCUUAGCAGCACCAGCACCUUAUGAGGCAGAUUUCAAAUAUGUGUCGAGGAUCAAGACUUUGACUGAGACAGAGCGACUCUUCGAUGAACUCACGCAGGAAAAGCAACAGAUCGAGGCCCAGUUGAGUCGAAUACCAUGUGCUGGAGGGAGAAUGACUCUGCAGGCAAGACUUAAUCAGGAGGCCUUGGAAGACCGCUUGGAAAGAAUCAAUCGAGAAUUGGGCUCCAUCCGUAUGAUUCUGAAGAAAUUCCACGUUUUACGUACCUCUGCAAAUAUCUGAGAUGUCUAUAUUUCAAUUUAGAUAGCCUUUGGUUUGCACUAAAGAAGUCUAAUAAUUAUGCACUCUGGAAAUGCAAAUGGUUUUGUAUUUUUGUAAGCCCUCCCCUCCCUCCGCAGCCAAUUUUGGAAUCAUGUCGUCCUUUACACACAAUAUUUUGUACUGAGCCACAUAUAUUUUAAAAAACUAUUUUUCUUACACCCGAAGGAAUCAAUCUGUCAAUUCUGUAUUUUACUACUUUUGAAGAAGUGUUAAUAGUUGUUUUUUAAACUGUGAACAUGAAUUCUUUCUAAGAAUAGAAGAAACCAAGAGGCAGCUUGUUUUCAAAAGAUGAUCAUGUUGAAAUUGGUUUUGUGAUGCACUACUCACUAUUUUUAUAGCAUUAGUGACCUGUCUGGUACACCGAAGUUUAGUCCAUACGAAACACAACCCACAGCUUCUUCUUGCGAAAGGAGCCCCAAAAAAUCCAUACACCGCUUGUAGUUUAGAGAUUGCAUCUUGCGUCAUAAAACGUUUGGUUUUCAAUAAAUGCACAAAGAGCAGGCUGGGAAAGGUCUGUUCAAAAUGUUUGUGUAAAGGCAUACCAAGGAGUUGGAGAGAGAACACUGUUUCUCUUUCUUUUUUUAAAAGUGUUUUUAUUUGGCAUGUUUGUUGUAGAAAUGUUAAUUAAAACUUAAUUGUCUACAA
This is a messenger RNA of Anolis carolinensis (green anole), 4440 nucleotides long. It is a transcript of the gene mphosph9, whose product is annotated as M-phase phosphoprotein 9. The transcript is spliced from 24 exons. The record is from RefSeq and is a predicted model, not a curated record. Bases 232 to 3756 code for a protein of 1174 amino acids. NCBI's taxonomy places the organism in Eukaryota, Metazoa, Chordata, Lepidosauria, Squamata, Anolidae. Gene Ontology annotation, cellular component: centriole.